AUGACAUUAAAUGUACUUCCUCUUCAGUUUUGCACUGGUGAAAUUCGUGGCAAAUACGUGAAAACAUCUGGAAAUGUUGAGGGCUAUCAAUUUUUGGGUAUACCAUAUGCAGAAGCUCCAAUCGGCGAGUUACGAUAUCGAGAUCCUCAGCCUAAACGAAAGUGGAGUGGAACGUUGGAUGCGACUGACUUUAGAGAAUCCUGUUUCUGGAACUCAUCAACGACAUCGAACGAUCCGAACAAAACGCCGAUGUCAGAAGAUUGUCUCUUCAUCAACGUACUUACAAGUCCAAAGUGCUUACGGCAUGGCAAUUGCUCUGUAUUAGUUUACAUCCACGGUGGAGGUUUUGAUUACGAUACGCCAUCAUUAUAUCCACCUCAUUUCUUGAUCGAAAACUUCCUCACAGAGGAUCGUUCUGUUCUUUUUGUUAUGCCAGCUUACCGACUUGGUUCUUUCGGUUUCUUAAACCUGAGCCCAGAUGCGCCAUCAUCCGCUGUCCGAAACGUCGCCUUUAAAGAUUUGAUAGAAGCCUUGCGAUGGGUUCAAAGGGAAAUCGCAAAAUUCGGUGGCAGUCCGGACAAGGUGACCAUUAUGGGGCAUAGCAGCGGAGCAACAACCGUGAAUCUUUUCACAAUGUCUCCGUUAACGAAGGGGUUAUUUUCAAAAGCGAUCGUAAUGAGUGGAGAAGGCCUGAAACCGCUGCCUUAUGAUACUAAUCGCAUGGCAAGUGUACAAUUGGCUGCAUCAGUUGGUUGUGCUCAUUGGAACACCAAUUUCAAUGAUUUAAAGCAAACUGAAAAGGUGUUGAAGUGUUUGAGGGGAGUUGAUGCGAAAAGGUUGAUCGUACAACAGAGACGUCUAGAGGAUCAAGGAGUUGCUUUUAGUGGGCCAUGCAUCGAUGGACCUCAUGGAGUGAGUUUAUCUUUUACUGUAUUUGUUUGCAACAACUUCAGUGCAGAUUCAUUCGCUGAUGCCAAAUGA
Molecule: messenger RNA, 981 nt
Organism: Anisakis simplex (herring worm)
Lineage: Eukaryota; Metazoa; Nematoda; Chromadorea; Rhabditida; Anisakidae
Source: the annotation of a GenBank genome assembly